Molecule: messenger RNA, 4077 nt
Organism: Sturnus vulgaris (Common starling)
Lineage: Eukaryota; Metazoa; Chordata; Aves; Passeriformes; Sturnidae
Gene: BNC1
Product: basonuclin zinc finger protein 1
Biological process (GO): regulation of transcription by RNA polymerase I
Cellular component (GO): nucleus
Source: RefSeq, a predicted model, not a curated record
UUUAUAAUAAUUACUAUUAAGUGCUGCAGCCUAAAUAAAUCCACAGAAAUGUUGCUAUGUAUAUUGUUAAAUAUUGUUUCCAUAUUACUGUAGUGUUUCUGCUGGUGACUUGACUCUUCCAGGCAGAGAUAGCCUUGUAUAACUGAGGCUUUGCCUGGAUUACUGAUAUUGCACACUGAUAGGUCUGUGCUGGUAUGUUAACACUGUCUUCAUGUGGAUUUUAUGGGGGUACUGUGGAUGUAUAAUCUGCACAGUCUUAAUGAUACUUAUAUAUUACCUAUCCUGCUUUCCAUUGAUCUCCAGGCUAUCCGGUGCACUCUCGUGAACUGUAGUUGUCAGUGUUUCAAACCUGGGAAAAUAAAUCAGCGACAAUGUGACCAAUGCCGGCACGGAUGGGUAGCACAUGCCCUGAGCAAACUAAGAAUUCCAAACCUCUACCCAUCAAGCCAAGUAGAAAUAGUUCAAUCCAAUGUUGUCUUUGAUAUCAGUAGUCUCAUGUUGUACGGAACCCAAGCCAUUCCUGUGCGCCUUAAAAUUCUGCUCGAUCGGCUUUUCAGUGUUCUGAAGCAGGAAGAGGUGAUACAGAUUCUCCAUGCUCUGGAUUGGACACUGCAGGAUUAUAUACGUGGAUAUGUGCUACAGGAUGCUUCAGGAAAGGUGCUGGAUCACUGGAGCAUAAUGACCACUGAAGAAGAACUGGCUACUUUGCAGCAGUUUCUUCGCUUUGGAGAAACUAAGUCCAUUGUAGAGUUAAUGGCAAUUCAAGAGAAAGAAGGGCAGUCGAUCAUAAUACCACCACCAACUGCCAAUUUGGAUAUUAGGGCAUUCAUUGAGAGCUGCAACCCACACAGUCCUAACUUUUCUGCUUCCUUGGACAAAAUGAGUCCCACCAACAUUCAUCCCUUUGAGAAUAUUGUAAAUAGCAUGGCUUUCAUGCUGCCGUUUCAGUUUUUCAGUCCAGUGCCUCCACCUUUGAUAGGUUCACCACCAGAAAGACAUUUGAUUGAGCAAGGUCAAGACCAUAGCAACGAAACCAAACAAGAUCUUCAGAUACCAUUUUCUGAAAGCAGUUUCUUAACUUCUAGUUCUGCACCAUUUCAAGUUGAAAAUGAGAGGAGCAUAAAUGGUCCAGAUGUCACUAAAACAGAAGAUGAUGCCCUUUUAAGUGAUUCCAGUUCACAUAAUACAGCAGCCAAGCUUGAAAUGACAGCACUAUCUCCAGAAAACAAAAUGAAAUCUGUUGAAAAAAAUGCUGGGCCAAGGAAAGGGCGUGUCUUCUGCACUGCAUGUGAAAAAACAUUUUAUGACAAAGGUACUUUGAAAAUACAUUACAAUGCUGUUCAUCUGAAGAUAAAGCACAAGUGCACCAUUGAGGGCUGCAAUAUGGUGUUUAGCUCAUUGCGUAGCCGAAAUCGUCAUAGUGCAAAUCCUAACCCCAGACUCCAUAUGCCAAUGAACAGAAAUAACAGGGAUAAAGAUCUAAGAAAUGGUUUGACCAUUGCUGGACCUGGAGAUAGUAAAAGGACAGAAUUCACAAUUUUAACUCCAGAUAGCAGAACUAUUUCCAGCUAUGCCAGCUCUUGUACAGAUUUAAAAGGCCAGGCUGGAUUUUCCAGUAUUGGACAUAACGGUGUCCUCUUUCCAAACCUGAAGACAGUACAGCCUGUUCUUCCUUUUUACCGUAGUCCAGUCACACCAGCUGAGCUUGCCAAUACUCCGGGUACUCUUCCUUCUCUGCCUCUCGUUUCUUCCUCAAUACCAGAGCAGCUUGUUUCCAAUGAAUUGCCAUUUGACAUGCUCCCCAAGAAGAAAUCUCGUAAGUCGAGCAUGCCCAUUAAGAUAGAGAAAGAAGCUGUUGAGACACCCAAUGAAAGUAGCGAUGUUGCCAGUUCUGAAGAUGAUUCACGUCUGCAGGGGGUAAGCGAUGGAGAGCUUGAGACCUCUGAGCAUAAGAUAGAGAAGCGGGUGACCGACAGGGUGGAAAAGCUCCCCCAUUCAGGUAAUUCAUGGAAAUCUCUCUCUGGGGUAGAGGGCCCAAAGUAUUUUGAAUCGGUCUUUGCGCCAAAUAACAAAUACAUCGAGGAUAUCUCUGAGAAUGAAUUGCAGCACUGUGAGAAAGAGGUUAAACCAGAAGAAAACCAACCAUUAAAAAUAGUUUCCCAUGAGAUUAUAUAUGAAGAUCCAAAACACCACCACAGUGAUGUUAUAAAACCAAUGACUGAACCCCCCAUGUAUAUUAAAGAGCAGUCAAAGCACAGGAUUCCUAAAAAUGACUGCCCUGAAUUGCAACACCACUUGCUGACUGGGGGCUUUUUCAGCACUUUGUCAAACAGGGGUGCUGCCAUUCCUUGUUUUGAAGACUCUAAAGAUAUGGAUCAUGUCAGUCAACAUGCACUAGGGAUUCAGAAGGAAGAAAGCCGCUUUCAUUGCGACAUCUGUAAGAAGACUUUUAAAAACCCUUACAGUGUAAAAAUGCAUUUCAAAAAUGUACAUCUCAAAGAAAUGCAUAUUUGCACAGUUGAGGGCUGUAAUGCUGCUUUCCCUUCUCGUAGAAGUCGAGACAGACAUAGUUCAAACCUAAAUCUUCAUCAUAAGCUUCUGACUAGAGAUACACUGGAAUUCAACAACCAUUUCAAUGCAACAUACCUCUUGAAAGACAUGGCUAAGGAGUUUUGCCAGGAUGUCUCUUUAAAACAACACGUUGGACAUACUUCUGUAAUCUUCAAAGGAAUGAACAGAACAGGCAGCUACGUUUUUCCAAUGAGCAAAAUUGCAGAACCCUGUUCUGAGAGUUAUGGAUACGAUCCAUUAAAUGAUGGAGCUGUUCUGGACCUAAGCACUACUUCCAGUGUUAAAUCUGAGAGCAGUGCUCAUUCUUCUUGGGAUUCUGAUGGAGGAAGUGAAAUAUGCACCAUGCCCUUGGAUGAUAGUGAUGAAAGCUGUGAAGGACCCAGCCUAAUGCCCAAUGAUGAACUAUACCAAGACUGUACUUUAAUUGAGAAAGCUAAUCACAACUUUAUGAAUUUACCUUCCAGUUUGCCAAUAACUUGUCAUAUAUGUCAAAAAACAUACAGUAAUAAAGGAACUUUCAGGGCUCAUUACAAAACUGUGCAUCUCCGCCAGCUCCACAAAUGCAAAGUCCCAGGUUGCAACACAAUGUUUUCAUCUGUUCGCAGUCGGAACAGGCACAGUCAAAACCCCAAUCUGCACAAAAGUCUGGCUGGGUCACCAACUAGCUUACAGUAAGAUCAGACUGAUCUUAAUUUAUUUCUGCUAAGAAUUAAUCAUUUCAAUUAAAGAAUGUGUUAACAUGAGUUUUAUUUAAGUUUAUUUGACUUCUAGCUUAUUCAACAACCAUAGUCAAAUUCUUUUCUCCUGUGUGUGCUCUCCAGCAAGUUUCAGUUAGCAAAGCUUGGUGCUGUAGUUUUUGUGCAAUUGUUUGAUUUGAUGUUGAACAGCUAAAACUUCUGUAAGGAAAACACCUUAGAAAUGGGGGAAAUACGGAGACAUUAACUCAAGUGUUUCUGAUACCUGUGAAGUAUUACUUGCCACAAUAGGAGCUUCAAAUGACAACAUUCAUUGCUUGUAUUUACAUGUUAAAUGGGUUGUUGUGUUGUGUAAGAAAUGAGUAAUGAUUGGGGUGAGUAUCCUCUUGUUGGGUUGAGAAUCUUGAGGCUACCAUUUCGUUCCUGAGACCUUAGACUGAAGUUGACUUGCAGUGUUAGUAGAAUAGAAUAUAUGUACUUAACUAUAUCCCCAAAUCCAAAGAAGAAAAUACAAAUUUGAGAAAACUGAAUAUAGUCCAAAUCUUCUGAAAAUCCUGCAGUCCUUACUCUUUAAUGUUAUGUUUCACUUCAGUGAAGAUUAGAGUGUUUUGCAUUUCUCAGAAUUUAAUACCAUUUGCUUUGCAGGAAAAGGGGCUACUUUACUUGUGGGCAGAAAAGCCUGAAUAAAUCUGAGACAUUCUGAUAAAUUGUGGUGGUAGAAAGAAUGAAUAGGCUAAGCUACAAUUUCUAAACUACAGCAAAUGCAUCCAUAAAAUUAGAGGGAAAGUAAGCCCUUUAAAUUAAAAUGCAC